Messenger RNA from Hyposmocoma kahamanoa, 921 nucleotides. Its product is annotated as transmembrane protein 179. The record is from RefSeq and is a predicted model, not a curated record. The coding region runs from base 7 to 699 and encodes 230 amino acids. The transcript has 5 exons. Lineage: Eukaryota; Metazoa; Arthropoda; Insecta; Lepidoptera; Cosmopterigidae.
CCUGCAAUGGCUAUAACGAACGUUCUUCUGUUGAGCCAGAUCACGGGCUACGUGAUCGGUCUCAUACUUUCGCUAUGCAUCAUUGUUCCAAUGAGCAUGCAUCAAGAUGAGUUUAAUGGACACUGUCUGUUGUUCUCUGGUGGUGAGUGGGCAGAGGUAGAUGGCAUGCUAAAGGUGCUGUGGGCGUCGACUGGUUACUGCCACUAUGUCCUGGUUGUUGGUGUGCUCAUGUUCAUAGUUUGCUGUGUACAGAUUUACAGAUUGUCAAUGCUACGCUACAAAGGGGAAGACAGUUCUUUCCUCUCAGCUUUCAUAGAGGCAGUGGGCUGCACGCUGCUUUGUGGUUUGGCUGUUUCUGCUGCGGUGCUGGUGACCCUUGGUUUCAUGAGUUGGUGUGAGAAAAUCACAGAACGGUUUCCCAGCUGUGAAGAUGCAGCUGGGCAGGAAAUUGAUACGGUUGACAAAAUAUCUACCAACGGCUUCUUCAUAGAGAUUGGCACAGUGCAAUUUGCCGUAUGGGCCUCGUUCGCGACAUGGGUCGGCUUGGCAGUGUUCUCAACGCUCAAAGUGUGCCGCUACCACCAGCUGGAGAACAUCCAAGUCUCCAUGUACAGGGAGCGGCAAAGGCUCAUGAAUGAGUCCAACAGUCCAGCACAGGAGGGAUGGAGCACGCCACCUGUCGCCAGGGCCGCACAAUAACUUGCAGUUGUACAGAAUGGACUGGUGUAAAAUGUGAUUGGCAAUAUAUUGCGUUUAGGUGUUUGAGAAAUGUAAUUCGAAUACGUUAAAUGUUUGUGGUCAUCUUACGAUGAUUAGAUGCGCAAUUCGCAUACUGGAACUGUAGCAUGCGACGCUAUCAGUUUCUGUGCAAAGAUAUGCAUUAUUGGUUCGUAGCUACAUUUGUGUCUCUCGUUUGUGUUC